AGGAGGUAGGCGGGGCCUGUCCCCGCUUCCAUUCUGAUGCUCGACUCGCUGUCUCACUCGUGUUUCCUGGCUCCGCUCUUACGCGCACGAAGAUAACUUUUUAGCCUCACAUGAAGCAGCAGCUCAGUCUGUUUUAAACUGGACCAAACUCGGGAUAUAUUUAUACUGGUGUGAUUUCUAUAAAACAAUCUGGUAGUGUUCUUUUAUUUCAAACUUUAACUUUUCUCCAUCUUUUUAAGUGUGUGUGAAUGUGUGUGUGUGAAUGUGUGUGUGCUGAAUGAGUGAGUGAGAGGGAACAAGGACCAGAAUGAUUGCAGCCCAGUUAUUAGCCUAUUACUUCACAGAGCUCAAGGAUGACCAGGUCAAAAGGAUCGAUAAGUACCUGUACUCUAUGCGGUUCUCCGAUGAGACGUUGCUGGAGAUCAUGCAGCGGUUCAGGCGGGAGCUAGUCCAAGGACUGGGCGGGGACACCAACGCCACCGCUGCCCUGAAGAUGCUGCCAACGUUUGUGCGCUCGAUCCCCGAUGGAACAGAGAAAGGAGACUUCAUCGCCUUGGAUUUGGGGGGCAGUAACUUCAGAAUCCUUCGCGUCAAAGUGAGCCACGAGAAGAAGCAGACAGUUCAGAUGGAGAGUGAGGUUUACGACACGCCUGAGGACAUCAUCCACGGCAGUGGGACAAGACUGUUCGAUCACGUGGCAGAGUGUCUCGGAGACUUCAUGGAAAAACACAACAUCAAAGACAAGAAACUCCCUGUGGGGUUCACCUUCUCCUUCCCCUGCCAGCAGGCCAAGCUAAACGAGGGCUACCUGCUAACGUGGACAAAGCGUUUCAAAGCCAGCGGGGUAGAAGGGAUGGAUGUUGUCCAGCUGCUCAAUAAAGCUAUUAAAAAACGAGGGGACUACGAAGCUGACAUCAUGGCAGUGGUGAAUGACACCGUGGGAACUAUGAUGACAUGCGGCUUUGACGACCAGCGUUGUGAAGUUGGCAUCAUCAUUGGCACCGGCACUAAUGCCUGCUACAUGGAGGAGCUUCGCCACAUCGACCUGGUGGAGGGAGACGAGGGACGGAUGUGCGUCAACACCGAGUGGGGGGCUUUCGGAGACGACGGGAGGCUGGAGGACAUCAGGACGGAGUUUGACAGAGAGAUUGACCGAGGCUCACUCAACCCAGGCAAACAGCUAUUUGAGAAGAUGAUCAGUGGGAUGUACAUGGGGGAGCUGGUCCGUCUCAUCCUGGUGAAGAUGGCCAGAGAAGGUCUCCUCUUUGAAGGAAGGAUCACCCCUGAGCUCCUCACCAAGGGCAAAUUUGAGACUAAACACAUCUCAGCCAUAGAGAAGAGUAAGGAAGGUUUGACCAAAGCAAAGGAGAUUUUAGCCCGACUCGGUGUGGAGCCCUCAGCGGACGAUUGCAUCGCUGUGCAGCACGUUUGCGCCAUCGUCUCUCACCGCUCUGCCAACCUGGUGGCCGCUGCCCUGGCCGGCAUCCUGAUGAGGCUGAAGGACAACAAAGGCGUGGCUCGACUCCGGACCACCGUGGGCAUCGACGGCUCCCUUUACAAGAUGCACCCACAGUACGCCCGUCGUCUUCAUAAGACCGUCCGACGUCUGGUCCCCGACUGCGACGUCCGAUUCCUCCUCUCAGAGAGUGGCAGCGGGAAGGGUGCUGCCAUGGUAACAGCUGUGGCCUAUAGACUCGCAGAACAAUCCCAUCAAAUCAUCCAAAUCCUGUCUGAAUUCCGCCUGACAACAGAACAGCUGCUGGAGGUAAAGAAGAGAAUGAGGACAGAGAUUGAAAAUGGCCUCGCUAAAAGCACCCAGGACUCAGCCACGGUCAAAAUGCUGCCGACUUUUGUACGAAGUACACCUGAUGGCACAGAGAACGGUGAUUUCCUGGCUUUGGACUUGGGAGGAACCAACUUCCGGGUGUUGUUGGUGAAGAUCCGCUCUGGGAAGAGGAGAACGGUGGAGAUGCACAACAAGAUUUACGCUAUUCCUCUAGAAGUGAUGCAGGGCACGGGAGAGGAGCUGUUUGAUCACAUCGUGCACUGCAUCAGUGACUUCCUGGACUACAUGGGGAUGAAGAACGCUCGUCUUCCUCUAGGCUUCACCUUCUCGUUUCCAUGCCGACAGACAAGUCUGGAUGCUGGUAUCUUGGUGACGUGGACCAAAGGCUUUAAGGCGACGGACUGUGAAGGAGAGGAUGUGGUGGGACUGCUGAGGGAUGCUAUUAAGCGAAGAGAGGAGUUUGAUCUGGAUGUGGUGGCUAUAGUCAAUGACACGGUGGGAACCAUGAUGACCUGUGCCUACGAAGAGCCCACCUGUGAGGUUGGACUUAUUGCUGGAACGGGCAGCAACGCUUGUUACAUGGAGGAGAUGAGGAACAUUGAGAUGGUCGAUGGCGAUGACGGACAGAUGUGUGUCAACAUGGAGUGGGGUGCUUUUGGAGACAACGGGUGCCUCGAUGACUUCAGGACAGAAUACGACCGCGCUGUGGACGACCUCUCUCUCAAUCCAGGAAAACAAAGGUAUGAGAAGAUGUGCAGCGGCAUGUACCUCGGUGAGAUUGUGAGGAACAUCCUCAUAGACAUGACCAAGAAAGGAUUCUUGUUCCGAGGGCAGAUUUCUGAAACCCUGAAGACCAGAGGCAUCUUUGAAACAAAGUUUCUCUCACAGAUUGAGAGUGACAGACUGGCUUUGCUGCAGGUGAGAGCCAUCCUGCAACACCUGGGUCUGGACAGCACCUGUGAUGACAGUAUCAUUGUGAAAGAGGUUUGUGGAACGGUGGCGCGUCGUGCUGCUCAGCUGUGUGGGGCGGGGAUGGCGGCGGUCGUGGAUAAGAUAAGGGAGAACCGCGGACUGGACCAUCUGGACAUCACCGUGGGGGUCGACGGGACUCUGUACAAAUUACAUCCACAUUUCUCUGGCAUCAUGCACGAGACUGUUAAAGAACUGGCUCCUCGGUGUAACGUCAACUUCCUGCUGUCAGAGGACGGCAGCGGGAAAGGAGCUGCUCUCAUCACCGCUGUGGGCUGCCGAUUCAGACAGGAGCUAAACAGUAAAUAAUAAUAAAAACGAUCUGUCGGAAUGUUAGCUCCCCUUUAAACACCCUCCUUUUCUUAAACGUUGUCUCUUUUCCUUCCACAUCAAGUCAACACGUCCACACUCCAGAAGCUGCUUUAACUCGUAUUGACUUGUCUUAUAAAACGAGAGACGUAGCGGCAGAGAGUCUCUGCUGUAGUUAGAUUACUUUAAUUAAUCUCUUUAGGGUGUUUACUUUUGUGAUUUUUUUAAACUUGAAAAAAAAUGAAACGGCUGCAAAAAAAUAAUAAUCCCCAAAACUCCAGUAAAAUGCUCCUCUGCUUCCAUCUGGUGGAAUCUUCUGGUUACUGCAACCUCAUCCAAGAAGACCUAACAACACAUUUUAGACCGAAGUGUGACUGCUGCAGGCGUCACACUGUUUCAGUAAGAAAAAGGGAUUUGAGAUGGUGUAUAAAAGUGUACGUAGAUGAAAGUAAUAUUUUUGCUCGAGGUUUUUAAUAUCUUACCCAGAUGUGAUGUUUGUUGUUAUUUAUUUUAUUUUUAUUUUGGAGGAUGCUCACAGAAGAAGCUGUUCCGUUCUAUCAGAGACGUUUGCACUGACUUCAGCAGGAAUUAGCUAUUUCAAGCAUUUCUUGGUCUAAUCUACGACUGCUAUCUCUGUCCUUUUUUUAAUCGAUAACCUGUUUUAAAGUGAAAUGUUGUUAUUUACAGUUAUUCAUAAGUGGCUGUUAUCUCGUGUUCUGGCCGUCCUCAGUCACUGAAGUGAAACCAUAGAACGGGAAUGUGGUGCUAAUGUGAGUGCCAGAGGAACAACAAUGAUGGACAAACUGUAUAAAUGUAAGAACAUUUAAAAAAUAUAAUCUAUUCAGACAUGUUCCUGAUGUCUUGGGGACAUGAUUAGGUUGUUUGGGUCAUUCACACCUAGUUUUAAUUAUUGAAAUAACUAAAAACAACUGUUUCAAUCUGGAGGCUGGUCCUUUUUGUAAAGUCGUGCUAAAAAAAAAAGGCCAUAGGCGCAUUUUCUUGGGUCAGUUCAAAUACAUGUUCUCGUUUGCCAUUAUAAUGUUAAAUGUUGCUGCCAUUUACUUUGUUAAAUGAUUAGGCUGAUUUGCAGCAAAACAUGGAAACUUCCAGAUCUCUUCUGUCCUUGCACAAAACUGAGAUUAAAACACCGAAAACAAUAAAAUCCAGCCUGUGUCCAUCUGA
Nothobranchius furzeri (turquoise killifish) is the source of this 4246-nucleotide messenger RNA. NCBI's taxonomy places the organism in Eukaryota, Metazoa, Chordata, Actinopteri, Cyprinodontiformes, Nothobranchiidae. The record is from RefSeq and is a predicted model, not a curated record.